This is a messenger RNA of Alternaria incomplexa, 1353 nucleotides long. RefSeq lists its product as uncharacterized. The transcript has 2 exons. NCBI's taxonomy places the organism in Eukaryota, Fungi, Ascomycota, Dothideomycetes, Pleosporales, Pleosporaceae. The coding region runs from base 1 to 1353 and encodes 450 amino acids. The record is from RefSeq and is a predicted model, not a curated record.
AUGUGCGGCUUCACAUGCAUUACAUACAGCGAGUGCGCCCACACCGCGCUCUCAACGAAGCCCGAGCACACCUCUCUUUGCUUUAACGCGAAAGAAUUACAUUUGGUCCAAGGCGUCGACUGUGCACCUGCGAACUGUGUCCCGACUGAUGACACAGAAACCCCGAUUGCCGCUGAGAAUACUGUCUUUGAUUACUGCGAUGACUGCCGAGCCGAAGCACGCGCUGCUAAACCGAUUGAGCGCGGCGAAAUGGACGACAUCGUCCAGGCUCAUGCGCACGUAAAAGAUGGGGACCUAGGCGUUUAUGAUGAAGACGAGAAUGAGCAGCUGCAAGAUUUAGCCACCUACCUCGAUACAAAGCAUGCUGUUGGCCUGGAGAUUGUCCCACAGCUCAAAGCUUUACCAUCAAAUCCGCUUGCGCUCUCGCAUAUCACAGACCCCGAGCUUCGCGCCCUUCUGUGUGCACCAGACGUGGAAAAACACUUCACUACUUUCAAUUACUGCUCAGAACUCUUUCCAGUCAUGGGCAGCUACAUCCAACAGCUCGCUCCAAACAAGGUGUUCGUAGAGACAUUCGUGUACCUGCGCGACAAGGCGAAGAAAGCAACGACAUUACUAGAGUGUUUCCAAAUCGUUCUCGAGUGCGUCCUCAACUAUGAGCCCUCCCGACCGGAAGAACACUUCAACGGUAGCGAAGCCCGAUUGGAGUUCUUUGGCGAUAUGCUCAAGUGUAUGAUCACCGAUAGGGAUCUUGAAGUCCCUCCGAUCGCCUUCCAUUUCCAUGAGAACAGUUUCGCAGUUCCCGACGCCACCCUUCAGCAGCUUGAAGCGGAUCAAGACGUGUCGCAAGCUUAUACAGAGAAACAGGAGGAGAACUCGCAGACGAAACCAUCGCGGAAGGAGCGUGGCAUCCUGAACAUACAUCACCUGGCGUUUGAUCCGGAGUCACUGAAAGGACUACUAGAUGACGAACCGUCCCGUGACAUCGAGGCAGUACAUGUCGCGUUUUUGGAAGAUGAGAAUGCUGUGGGUAUAGACGUGGAGGACGAGCAGGGUAACAAGCUCGUUUGGAGAGAUGGCAAGUCGCAUAUCAUCUUCGCUGUUACCAAAGCUGAAGACAAGACUGCUGUCAAAGAGAUGAACGAGCAACCGACAAAGCCUAAAGAUGAGCUUCAGACUGAGCCAACGAAGACGCCAAACCAAAUAAAGGGCGGCUUUGGUUUCUAUUACUCAGAUGAAGAAGAUGAUACACUCGUUCAGACUGAAGAGGAAACUAAGGGUAUUGCGGUCGAGGACAAGGACAUCUCUUCAGACCCAGUGUUCAUUCCAGUCUCCUUCAUCCAGUACGUCUAA